This is a messenger RNA of Toxotes jaculatrix (banded archerfish), 3287 nucleotides long. RefSeq lists its product as uncharacterized. The transcript has 8 exons. The record is from RefSeq and is a predicted model, not a curated record. The coding region runs from base 252 to 2408 and encodes 718 amino acids. NCBI's taxonomy places the organism in Eukaryota, Metazoa, Chordata, Actinopteri, Toxotidae.
ACCUGAGACAGAAGGAAGAAGGGAUGAAAAUAAUACAAAGGCUGGAGAGCAGCAUAAAAGCAAAGGUGACACAAACUCAGCGAUGGCAGAGGGAGAAAGAGAGAGAGAGCCUUCGAGGAAAAGCCACAGAGAAGGAAACGUGCUGAACUAAAAGAGAAAAGAGACUGUGAUACCCAGAGAAGUCACCUACAGACACUAAAUGGAUACAAGCUCAAACACACUCCCCGAAAAGAAAGAUCCAAACGCUCACCAUGACAACACACACAGAAUUCAGUCACACUCAGAGCACCACUGGACACAAACACACAUGCUCCAACAGGUCGUCCACGCAGUCCUUGGACUCGGGUAUUUACGUGCACAUGAGGAUCGAUUUUGAUGAUUCUCUGCCAAGCACAGAACUGGAAGACACAAAUGAUCGCGAAGAAAAUGAAAGUGACGAUCCAGAGUCACAUCUGGUCCUUGGUGCUGCUGGGAGAUUUAAAGGUUCCACCUCUGCUGUCAUUCCUGAGGUGGACAACACAAAAGCUCUGACAGCUGUUCCUCCACCACUACCUCCCAAGCGUUACCAGAGGUCACCUGCAACCGAGAAAAUGAAGGUGAUUGACCAGGGUCCAGAAUUGAAAGCCUUUAAUAAAGAGAAUGAAACCUUGAACUCACUGGAUUACCAGACGUCUCCUUUGUUGGGUGGAGUUGAAGGCAACAAUGAAUAUUCAGAUCUUGUCACUGGGGACAUACCUGACAUUCACAACAACUGCACAUUUGGACUUUUACCAAAAGUGCAGCCAAAAUGCCCAAUAGAGCCUCCUCAAAGACCUCCUCUUAAACCACCAAGAAAACCUCCACGGCUCAACAAGCCAAAGUGGACUGAGACAGAAGAAGAAAAGCAGAGAAGGCAACAAGAGGCAGAAUGGAGGAAACAUGAAGAAAGGACCGGAGACACGAGGAAGCAAGAGCAAGAUUUAGCUGACAGAAAUGAUAAGAUGGAAGAGAAUGAAGAAAUAUCUGGAAUGGGAAGUCACCAGCAUGUGGGUAAACCUCAGCGACAGAUCUUAGUAUUAUUUACUGACAGUGAGAAAGGUGGAGAGGAAGGAGAAGACAGCGGGACAGAAGAUGAAGAUCCAAGUAAUAAUUUGUUGACUGCUCCUACCAUGACCGAAGAUUCAUCCCAGCUAACCCCAGAUGAAAAACCUGAUGUGGCAGCAACCACCGGCAACUGUGCAUCUGCGCUUUCACCCGAACCAACGAUUCCACCUCAGCCUCCACCAAAACCACAUCAAAAACGUCCCCCCAUACCACAGUAUGGGAAGGCAGAGGAUGCACAGGAAAUCUCUGAGACACUUCCAGAUGGAGAACUGAAGCAAACAAACCAGAGGCCCAAAGCAAAGGGAAAGGUGAAAAAGCUUGCCAAGAAGGUGAUGGAUAAAUUAAAAGAGGGAAGAGAGGAGAAAAGAAGGAGCAAAGCUGGAGAAAUGGAAAUAGAAGGAGUACCAGAGGAUGAUAUUGAAGGGACACAGGAUGACAGGAGACAUGGGGAGGAGGGAUGGAUGACGGCUGAGGAUGAAGAGGAAAGGGAAGGGAUGGACGAAGAUGCUGUGGACCAAUCAGCUGUGACAGAGACACAUCACCUCAUGGAGAGCAGGAUUAGAAGAAGAAACGGAACAUCGAAAAGUCCUUUCAGCUCCUUCAAAGUGUGCAGUCCAGUGAAGCUGGUGGAGGAGCUCCUGUCAGGUGAGGAGUGGUCCCCGUACCUCACCUCCAAACCUGAACCACCUUCAGAGGCCACAGCACAGCCCAGUGUGAACCUCCAGUUUAACACCAGUGCUGAACUGGACCUGACUCUGGAUGUGUUUGAAGGCAGCCCGGCCGUCACUGAAGAGGAACCUGUCUAUGAGGACAUAGACCUAAGGAAAGUUAUCAUAGAGGAGCAACAGGAGAGGAGCAGGGCGCCCUCUACUGCCAUACCAAAGAUUUUACUGGAGAGUGACAACAAUCAGAUGAGCCUCAGGACCAAAGACAUUUACGACACAGUGGAGUUUAUCCAGCCUGUGCAGCCCCCAGACACUUUCGACCCAUUUCCUGAUGUUAAGUGUCAGGCGGUGCUGGACUGUUCAGUUCAGAAAUAUCUCAUCAAGCUGAGCAAGAAGAGGAAACACAGAUCAGCAUGGAAACAGAAUCGGAACAGAAGUCACGCAGAGAACCUCACCCUGUUUCCCUCCUCCACCGCUUCACAAGUCUUCCCCACUUCCAUCUUCUACAACAUCCCAGCUGCAGGAGCAGAGGGGGAGAACAAGCUUUCCACUGUCAAAUCUGGAGGAAGCAGUCCCAGAAGUCUGCCCAAGAUAAAGAUGCCUCUGAAGGAUAAAACCAUGCAGAGAGCAGCUCAGCCAAAGGAGGGCAGAGGAAAGUAGAGGGGGCUUCAGCCAUUUUAUUCACAGUGUGUUUAAUAUAUAUACAACCUUUAUUACAAUAAAGCAAAACUAUGUUGAUUUUUUUUUCUUUUGGAGCUUUGUGUAUAUUGUGUACAGAAAAGGUUUUAUGGUAUUUCAGAUAGAUAGACAGACAAAAGAGAAAAAAGGAUCAACUGCCUUCUAAACUUUGAUUUCCUCCAAAUCACUUUCACCCCUUAAGUCCAUUCUGUUGCAAUGUUGACUAAUAAUAAUGAUAAUAAUAAUAAUGAUGAUGAUGUGACAAAUGCCAUAUGUGUAGUACAGUGUAGUGUGGCUACUUGUCUAAAGGGUUAAAGUGCAUGUUAAUAAAAAGAAGUGUCUUCAUUACUUCACUGUCCCAUUGCUGCAGCAUCUGAGUCCUGAAUGUAUCAGCAAAUUUAUUAUCAAGCAUCGCAUUAGAAAAGGCUGAUGACAACAAAAAAAGAUUUUAAGAGUUUAAUAUUUUACACUCACCUCAGAUGCUUUUUGCCUUUUUUUGAAACAGUUCAUUGCAUUUAAUGGAAAAUUGUAAAUUGUAAAGCUGUGAACGAUCCAGCUCUACAUGAUCAGGUUCUUAUUGUCCUCUGGUAUUUUCUCUGUUGUCUGUCUGAACUGUCUAAGUGCCCAGUGGGUCCUUCCUGCCGCUCACGCUGCCCCGUGGCAGCUGAGGGUGCCACUGGAAUAUCCAUCACUGCCACUGUUUGAGCCAGGCCUUACUGAAGGCCCAGCGUCACUGUGGGCUCACGUGUUCGGACUUCAUGCUUGAUAUUUAUGUAACAUUUCACAUGAGUUGCAAUGUGACGUGAUUGGAAGAUAAAUAAUCUUAUUACUUUAAAUAUACUGAUAACUGUGAUCCUCCUC